Molecule: messenger RNA, 4334 nt
Organism: Pomacea canaliculata
Lineage: Eukaryota; Metazoa; Mollusca; Gastropoda; Architaenioglossa; Ampullariidae
Product: high affinity copper uptake protein 1-like
Exons: 5
Coding region: 167-763 (198 amino acids)
Biological process (GO): copper ion transmembrane transport
Cellular component (GO): membrane
Molecular function (GO): copper ion transmembrane transporter activity
Source: RefSeq, a predicted model, not a curated record
GACACAAGCCUGUGGGUCGUGAAAACAGAGGCGGUGGGAGGAGUGUUUGAGAUCCACGAGGUGGACACGUAGGCUUAUCUUUGUACAUUCAGCUUACAUCUGCCUUUUUCUAAGGUUUUGAAAAGAAGUUCAUUCUCUUGACCAGAUUCUGCCUUUGAGAAAGAAAAUGAAUCACGAUCAUGACCAUGACCAUGGAACAACAUUGAUGCCUAUGAAUACAACCAUGAACCAUCAUAUGCACCCCAACACCUCCAUGAACCAUGGUGACCAUAAUAUGCCUGACGACCACAUGGGGCAUGACAUGAACCACAUGAUGCAGAUGUAUUUUCAUACUGGGGUAUCAGAGUAUAUUCUUUUUGAAAAAGCUUACACAAGCACUACAGGAGGUAUGGUGGGAGCAUGUUUUGUGAUGUUUGCAUUGUCCAUCCUAUAUGAAGGACUCAAGUUUACUCGAGAACAUCUCCUACGUCGAGCUGCAGCUCGUAGUGCUGUUGUUUACACUCCAUCUGUUUCAGCUAAUUCACGUGAACAAAUGGUUGGAACUGUGGAACCAAGUAUCAGUGCCAAGAUGCUGAGUUGUUCUCACGUGGUGCAGACGUUGCUUCACAUGCUGCAGGUGUUCCUUAGCUACUGCCUCAUGCUCGUCUUCAUGACUUUCAAUGUCUGGCUGUGUCUGGCCAUAAUACUGGGUGCUGGCUGUGGCUACUUCUUAUUUGGCUGGCGCAGAGCUAUGGUUGUGGAUAUCAAUGAACACUGUCACUAACACUGGGGCAUUGAUGUUUUUAACAGUUUUAUGCCAGGGGUUAGUUUUGUGGUUAGGAGUGGGCAAGGUAGUUUCAGUGGGAAAUCAUUUGCAGUGAAUUAGUGUUUAGACUGGCUAGAUGAAUAAGGCAUGUAAGAACUUUUAACUUUUAGCAUGAUGGCAUUUUCACCCAAGAAAAGAAACAAAGAAGAAAUAGCAACGCACUCCAGAACAUAGUUUCAUGUCUGUAUGUAGUAUAUACAGACAUAAUGGGAAGACUACACAGACAUGGUAGGAGGCCGGUUGGUGGUUUUAAAGCUAGACUGUAACUAUUGAUGCUAGCUUUUGAGUAUGAGAUUCAGUAAGGGAAUGAGUCUUCACAGAAGGCUGGCAGGGAAUAGUUUUACAGCAAGUAUGCUUGAAUAUAUGUGUGGCAAUGAUGUCUAGUAAACAGAUUACAAGGCUAUUUGUGCUUAGGUUUCAGAGAUAUGAACGCAUACAUAUUUCUGGAUGUGUUCUUUUACUGUUUAUAAACACUAUGUGUAGGGAUUUGUGUGCACUUUUAUUGAGAAAACUUGUUUUUUUCAUUUAUCCAUGGCCCACCUUUUUAUUUCAUGUUCUCCACUUUGAUGGAGGUGGAGGUGAAGAAAAUGAUAUUGAAUAAAUAGUUAAGAUAUUUUAGUUGUAAGUGAUUCAGCUGCGUCUAUUGGAGAUUUCAAACUCGUUCUUUCUUUUGAAGAUGAAGAUGGUGAUGUGUUAAUAUUUCAGUUAUCUUACACACACACACACAAUCUGAUACAUGUCUAUGUUGCAUGCAUGUAAGCUUGAUAAUCUACGUGCUUUUUAUUUUUGAAAACUAAUUUGAGUAUAAAAUUAUUUUCCAAAAAAUUUAGUUAGCUGUUAAACACAUUAUUCUUACAUUCAGAGAAAGUUCAGAUAGCAUUACAAGUGCAUGGCUAAUUGACAAGCAUGCUGUCAAAUUGGCUUUGACCUUCAGGGCUACAUCAACAUUGUCUUACCUAGCCCAGUUUAAACAUUAAAUCCAUUUUCAUUUUUAAAACAACAAUCCGAUGGAUAAUUUACCUGAAGAAAUUUCGUAGACUAUUAUUCAAGGAAGGUAUCAAGCUUAGCUUGUUUGACUUCAGCUGCCUUGAAAUAACUGUCAACCUGUGCCUUCUAAAAGACUCCAUUAUUGUUGGCCCUUUAUAUUUAGUGAUCAUUUAAAUUCCAGAAAUAUAUAUAUACACAAUGAUUGCACACACACACUAGCAUUAGUACAUUUCCAGCAGCCUUUCUUGAACUUGAAAAUCAUUGAGUUCUUGUCCUUUCAUUGAUAAAAUGGACCUGAUGCUAACAAAAUGGCAGACUUUGAGUGCUUUGUGCAUCUUAGUUGACACUAGUGUUGAUUGCAAUAUACUCUGCUUUCACAUUAGUCUUUCACGUAUUUGUAGGUUAUAAUUAGAUCUUCUAAAAGGUUGUAAAUAUUGCUUUUCAAAGGUAGCGGUGAGCAAAAACUGUUAAAUGUUUAUUAAAGAUGACAUUUUGGUUCCCUAGCUGAUAGGCUGCAAAAGAGGUCAUAGUAAGAUCUGUAUAUUAGUCACCUGGAUUAAAACAUCAUUACAGCAAAAUUUGAAGAAAAAAAUGUACAUUAUCACAAGAAGUAUCACAUUACUGUAUAACCAAUAACUGAAACUUUCUGGUAUUUUUUCUUCAUUGCAAAAUCAUCAGUGUCAGUAGCAUUCUUUGCCACGAAAGCAUCCAGAGACAAAACAUAUUUGUGAGUGCUUUCUGCUUCAAAAAUAAUUCAACACCAGAAAAAUAUAUUCUUUUAAACAAAAAUACUGAGUGAUCAUUUUAUUUUAUUUUUAGCAUGUUGCAUUUGGCAUACUAUUUUUGAGAUUCAGAGGUCAAAACUAAAAAUGUUGGUUUCACAUGUCACGCCUCAUGCUUUUAAAUAUCUCCUUUUGUGUAUAAAUGCGCUAAUUUUAUCUAUAAAUUUCUGUUGCUGUCUUUUUAACCACCAUCUUCUAGAUUAUGGCAAUUUAAUAUGUGUGUUUAAAGGUGCUUUACACAGUGUAACAGUGGGAAAAAAUUGUGUACUUAUUUACUUAACAUCAAAUCGUGUUAAGGAGCAAAGCUAUACAGUUAGUUUUUCAACCACCAACUUGAGUAUAUGGAGGGGAAAAGACCUAUUUGUCUCGCGCCAAAAUGGUUUUUUUAAUUAUUAUUUAUUCUCGUUUUGCUAGUCACUUUGUUCAGUAACGGUUCUUCAUAAAAAAAAAAUUAGUUUGAAUUGCUGUAAUGAGUUUUACAGGGUCUGCACUGUGCCAGUGCUUACAUUUAUAAAUAUAUUUCUACAGGGUUUUUGUAUAUCUUUAAGCAGAUGUAAAUCUGUAUACGCAGAGGGCAUAACAAUAUAUCAAAUUUCAGACACUUGCUUUGAUAUUCAGUUCAAAAGGUCAACUGAACGUGAUUAUAUUCGCGUCUAAUUCGCAAUGAGAGUAAUGACUAUAAAUGACUGCACAGUACAGUGAGGGCUGUUGUGAAAUCAAAAUGUUUAAUGGACCUGCUGACAGUUGGAGUAGCGCGUGAUGCCUUUGCCUGAUAGUGCACACGACUUCGUCUGGUCGAGGUGUACCGUUGGCACUGGAAAGGACAGGUAGUCUACAGUUUCCACACUUCUAGCCACAGGUGUACAUGUUUACAGUACAACCACGGACUUGUAUAGGGAGACAGAUUCUUGUACAGCUGUGGCUCAGGACUAGUCUUGGGGAGGCUCAAAGCACCGUCCACACCUUUUGCUUGUGCACUUCGACCAUAUCUUCUACAAUGUUUUGAGCUUCUGUAGAUAUAUGUUUAGAGGACCAGUACACCAUGAAAGGAGACAAUUUGUGGUAGUGUUUCGUUAAUUACGUUAAAGGUAUCAUUUGCAGGUCUUACAACCGGAUUCUGUAUGGCUGCAAUCUGUCGAGGAAUCAGCAAUAGGUAAUGGACAGUAGUAAUAAAGGUAAUUGAAUUUGUAGAGCGCAUUUUCCCUUGUGGAGGUGAUCUAAAUGCGUUGUACAUGAAAAACUACAAAUGAACGGGCAGUCCAACAUACUAGAAACACAAGCGUAAGCAAACACAGGGCACCUUAACAAACAGGAACAACGUGUAUGGGUGAGGAUGUACAAGUGAGGAGGAGCAGAAUAUUUCGCUUGAUUAUAGACAUGUACCCUUUGAUUGUUACACUAUGAUGGUUUUUAACAAUGUUUCUGAAAUAUCAAAAAAGAGAACAAGAAUGAGCAAUGUAAAAAUACUCUUAGGUUUCAGUUGCUAUGAUGUCAAAGCUUUGUCCUUGUGUAAUAAUUUAAUGUGUUUUGUUUUUGGUUUUUUUUUGUUUUUUUUUUUUACUUCUGCUACCGUCAUGGUCGCUACAUGAAAUGUUAUGAAAACAUUACAGGUGGAGUUCAUAAACAAAGAAUACGUUGAGAAAUGUUGCAAAUAUCGUUUAGUUAAGCUGUUUACACCCUAAUUAUACAUUUUAUUUCACGCCGUUGUAUGCAGAGACAGUGUAAAUGUUACGGAAAGGAAAAAAAGUAUUUUCGGACAA